Cladophialophora carrionii CBS 160.54 is the source of this 729-nucleotide messenger RNA. RefSeq lists its product as uncharacterized. The coding region runs from base 1 to 729 and encodes 242 amino acids. The transcript has 2 exons. Lineage: Eukaryota; Fungi; Ascomycota; Eurotiomycetes; Chaetothyriales; Herpotrichiellaceae. The record is from RefSeq and is a predicted model, not a curated record.
AUGCAUUUCAACUACACGGCAGACUCUCUCUUCCUGGAGCCCCCUCACUCGCACGACCCAAGCAACGUCUCGCACGUGGCGGCCCUGCCGGCCGACAUGCUCAACCAACUGCCCGAGCCCGUGCAGAACGCACUGUGGAAACUCCAGGAAUCCACGUCGGUCGUGUACGCCUCGUAUCUCCGGCUGCAAGCCCUGCUGGACGAGCGGUUCGACAGACUGACUCCUCUGCCUGGGAUGCCUGGAUCAUAUUCCGAAACCUCCUUCUUCAACUACAUCAACGCCGUGUCCGCGGAACGGGCCUACCUGCUACAGGACGCGCAUCCGGACUGGAAGCACAAAGCCCGGCUGGCGGGCCUGCUGUCGCCGAGCUCGCCAUACGCCAACAUCCCCGUGACGUACCGCGGCAAAUCCAUGACCGUGGCCGAGUGGAUGCAACAGCUCAACGCGGCGGAAGAGCUGUGGAUCCAAUCCGCGCGCGACGCCGUCCUGCCGGACUUUGAAGGCACCGUGCUCGAGUACCAGUCGCAGAGCGAGAUGGAGAGCGAGAGCGAGAGUGCCACACCCAGCGAGGCGUCCUUCUCAGAGGACGACCGCUGCUGGGGUGCGAACGCGCCGGUGGGCGUGGUGCGGAAGCUGCCCGACGCGGUGAAACCACAGAUUGGGCACGCGCACCCGCACCCGCACGAAUUGGGCCCGGAGCGGAUCGUGCAGGCUCUGCAGGCGCUAUGA